AUGUACACAGGGUUUCACCAAAACUCUAAGUUGGUGCUUGGUAUUAACAGUUCAUUUGUUGCUUUGAUUCCAAAAAAUGAUAAUCCUUCUUGUCUUAGUGACUUUAGGCCUAUUAGUCUCAUAGGUUCACUAUACAAAGUGCUUACAAAAGUAUUAUCUAGUAGGAUUAAACCAGUAUUGCCAAUGAUUAUUAGUGAAUCUCAAUCAACUUUCAUAAGGGGAAGAAACAUUUUGGAUGGAGUGCUGGUUGCUAAUGAAAUUGUUAAUGAUUGGAAGAAGAAACAAAAGCAAGGCAUUGUUUUAAAACUUGAUUUUGAGAAACCAUACGAUUCAAUGAAUUAG
This is a messenger RNA of Camellia sinensis, 342 nucleotides long. NCBI's taxonomy places the organism in Eukaryota, Viridiplantae, Streptophyta, Magnoliopsida, Ericales, Theaceae. The record is from RefSeq and is a predicted model, not a curated record.